AGAUACAUUGAAGGAUAAAAAUGACAAUGUUGCAAAUCUACAUAGUGUAACACGUGUUCUGAUGGAGUCUCUCCUUUUACAUUGUAUCUGAUCUGAUUAUUCACUCAGCUAUAAAGUAACACUAGCAGUGCUAGCCAAAUGCUACAGUAACCUACUGCUAAACUUACCACGGUUCCACGGCGAGGUCGGAAGUAGGCCCCCACUUGGGCGAAUGGAGCUGAAAGUUAUUUUAAGACUUAGUUGGCACUUUUAGUCUUUAGAAGUACGUGACGACAAGAGGAAAUGCCAACUAUAAGGAAAUGGAGAGAAGACUGGAAGAGAAGCUACGAAUAAGUCAAAAAGAGAGGAUGUCAAGUGGGAAUGCCUUGCGGUCUCCAAUGAAGACUGCCAUUGUUAUCCAGGACGACUCCCUCCCAGCCGCCCCUCCUCCCCAGAUAAGGAUCCUGAAGCGUCCCUCUAGCAACGGUUCCUUGGGGUCCCCCCUGACGCAGUCGCGUCCAGCCCCACAGGUGAAGUCUCUCGCCCAGCGGGAGGCUGAGUACGCUGAAGCACGCAAACGCAUCCUUGGCAGCGCCACUCCGGAUGACACGCCACAGGAGAGGCCAAACUCAGACAGCAGCAGAUCACCAAGAAUAAACACCACUCCGUCAGACGACACCCGAUCAAACAAUCACGUGGUCCGCCAGCCAGCUGGCCCAGAUGGUACACAGGGCUUUCGGCAACGUAGAUAGGAAUACAAAAUCUGUGCUGAGGAGAUCCAGGGAGGAAAAUGGAUGGAUUCGGGGGAGGGAGGGAUCUGGAUCUGGAUCUUUGGGGAGGGGGGUGCUUUUUGUUUGUUCGUUUGUUUCAUUUUUUUAAAUGAGAAUCAUAUGAAUUUGACAUUUACGUGUCAACAUGAGAAUACGUCGUCUCUGAUCUACCCCUUCCCUCCCCAUACAAACCGCAUGGCUUUUUGUUUUUGUCACUGUCUGGGAAAUGGGGAAGAGACUUUUACUUUUUGGAGCGGCAGAGGAGACGUGUCCUCUGUUUCCCUCCAUUUGUACACUGUGAUGAGGACCUCCCUCCUUGUUGACACUACUCACUGUGAUGUACCCAGAGUACACCUGCCUGCCCCAGCCCUAGCCACCGCCCAAAACACAUUGAGGAAAAGAAACCAUACAGAAAAGAACGUCCCCUCCCACUAUCCCUCUUCGCCAUGUGGCCUGCGGAAUGACGAUUGCAACCCUAAGUGGUCAAGAAAUACAGCAACAGAUGACUGACAUGGACAGUGGACACAGACUGGUCUGUGUGGGGGAAAAGACUAUGGAUUAGGAGAAUCGGAAGAGGAGGAAAGGGGGUGAGGAUGGAAACGAAAAGAAAACGGAUUUACAACUGACAUCGGGAAGGGCAAAGGAUGCCCUCUCCCAGCAAUAACGCCAUCGGUUGCACUCGUGGUAAUCAGUUAGUCCUGCUCAUAUUUGUCAUUUUUUAAUGUUGUCACAGCAUACCUAUAACAGUUCUUCACCAAGUCUGCCAGUUGCCAUAUAUUUUUAAUUGGAAAGGAAAAUGUUCUUUUUUUCCUUAUGGAAACCUAUUGCUGUUGAGUUGAAGUUAAAUUGUUUACAAUUAGCUAAUUUUAUUUUUUUGUUCUGUGCAAGCCUGUCCUGAUUAUUUUUUAUUUAUACUGAAAAGAAUGGCAAAGCAAAAUUAACAAAUGGAGGAGAUAUCCGGAUGAAAACCAGCUUUUUACGUAGCUUGUCUGCAUUUUUUUUUAAUGAUUUUGAGAGGUAGUGGCUUUUUAGAUCCAUGAAUUUUAAAACUUAAAAAAAUCAAAAUGAAAGAAAAUGAUGGCCUGUAAAUAUUGGUUAUUUCAAACUUGUUAUGAAUUAAAUCCGUAGGGAUUGGUGUAUAUGGGCCAUGAUUUCCCUCAUCCUGAAUGCUUUUUCCCCUUGUAACUGCUGUCAGCUGCAUUCUCUCAGAUGUGCUUUACUAAAAGAGGGGGACUCAGGUGUUCCAAGCAAGCUGUAAUGAAUUGGAUGGUGGAUUAUUGGAGCGCUUAUCAAAGUUGUACCUGAUAGCGCGACUCGACUAGACUAAUCCCAUCGCCCUUUAAGUGUUAAAGUCAAACGAAGCGGUGAAACUUUCCAAAGACUGGAGGGGGAAGGUGUUCCCCCUUAGUGAUGGGUGAACAGUACGGUUCUGGAUGAAAGGGAGUUGUAUUAAGUGUCUUUGAAACUGCUCCACAGUGCAAUCGAAAGAAUAUUACUGUAUCUUUGCAAUACCACAUCUACAGCCUUUCCCUCUUAUUUUUCCCACCCAAAACCAAUCAGUCCUCUCGUUGGUUGCCAUCAACUGACCAGGACCUUAUCGGAGGACUUUCUCUUCAUUUUUUGUCUUGCAGGGACUUUCAAAAGAUGUCCAAUUAUAUAUCAGUUUUAUCCAGGGGAGUUAGUCACUUGCUGAUCAAACACAAAUCUGCCUGUACAUAUUAAAGAAAUGGCCAUUUAAUAAAGUCUUUUUAAGAAUA
This is a messenger RNA of Engraulis encrasicolus (European anchovy), 2506 nucleotides long. It is a transcript of the gene szrd1, whose product is annotated as SUZ RNA binding domain containing 1. The record is from RefSeq and is a predicted model, not a curated record. NCBI's taxonomy places the organism in Eukaryota, Metazoa, Chordata, Actinopteri, Clupeiformes, Engraulidae. Bases 300 to 731 code for a protein of 143 amino acids. The transcript is spliced from 4 exons.